UGUUCUGACACGUGUCAAUCAACCGGAGCCGUGAUAUGGAUGACGCGCGGUGACGUCACGCUUAGAGCCGGGGCGAAGGUGGACGGACAGAAUGGCGACCCAGUGCCGGAGCUCCAGAUGCACGGCCGAAAGAAAAGGAUUCCGGCGGGAACUCGACUCAUGGCGACACAAACUCAUCCACUGUGUCGGGUUUGAAAGUAUACUGGAGGGAAUAUAUGGUCCAAGGCUGCUGCAAGAUCUCAGUAUAUUUGAUGAGUGUGAACCAGAGGCUGUGGAUGAUUGGUCCAUGAAUGCAAACUGCUCUUUUUGCAACCUUCAGCUAGAGAAAUUGAAUGACCAGCCUGCUGUGGUCGUGCCUGGCUCGCCACCACCUGCUGAAACACCUCCACCUCAGGGCCUCCCCACCUCUGAAAAACCCCAGUGCCAAGCAGACCAAUUCCUCAAUGCUAUAUUUCGUAAGAAGGAAUUCCCUCAGAGCUGCGAUUCCAGCGUACCGUUGGUGGCACAGGAGUUGAUGCGCAAGAUGAUUCGGAGGUUUGCCUUAGAGUAUGCAUGUAAAAGCCAGGCUCACGAGGGCCUGAAUGGCCUUAGCGAAACCUCUGAGCUUCUCCCCAAUCAGCCGGAUCGUGAUGGGCCUCUGGACCUCACCAUUAGCCGAGCUUCUCAGGCCCUGCAAGUUGAUGGAGUACUUGACCUCUCAAAGAAAAACACAUCAGCAGAAAAUGAAACUACUCAAAGAAUGUUUUCAGGUUCCUUAGGGCCAAGUGUGGAAGACCGGUCCAGGCUGGAGAAGGAAGGUGGUUCUAAAGCUCCAGUGGUCUGGAGAGUCACUGUGUUGGAGAAGGUCCUGUCUUCGCUUUGUUCCCAUCAUAGACUGCUACUCUGUCAUAUUUUAAAGGACAUGCAGGAAGAUUAUAACAUCUCUGUAACACUGCGGGAUGCUCACAGAAGACAGUUUACGGCUGGAUCUCUCAGUUGCCAUGCUGAUAAAAAAUCACUUAAUGAGGCCCCAAUACUUACAUUAAGUGACUGCUCAGUAACUGCUGGCAUUUGUUGUAGAAAAGCUUGUAGGCUUCCAACGAUUGCAUUUUCUCCUCUAUGCGUCUGUCUGAGGAACAUUCAUGGCAAUGCCUGCCAAAAUACAUCUAUGGCAAGUGUUGGGCAAGAUAUCUGUUCUAACCCCACUGUUUGUUGUGCUCACUCAAAACUACCCUCAUGCCAGCUUCAGCACAAUGGUGAUCAUAACUACAUUUCUCUUGUAAAAGAAACUCUAAUCACCCAUCAAUGUGAUUGUAACUCUCACAAUAGAUGCCAUAAAGGAAGCCGUAGCCCCUCCCCACCACCACUAUCACCAAAGCCAGUGGACCUGGACUGUAAAAUAGCGGUAAAGUCCAGUAUCCUACAAAUUCAGGACUGCAAGUCAUUAAACAUGGCACCACCUCCUCUCUUACCUCACAGAACUGAGGAUGAAGAUACAGCUUUGUACUCUAACACCCCUCUUCAUGUGGGAUCUCCUGAUGAAUGUUGUGAAAAGGUUGCACUGUUGUCUACACAAGCAGAGAAGGAGAAUGACCACCACUGUGGGUCUUUUUUAGAUCUAAUUGAUAGAGUCACUGAAAAGUUCAGAAGUAUCCAACCUUCAGAGAAAGAACAAAAUCUUCUUGCCCAUGCUAGUCAAAUAUCCAAGACAGAUGACACACAUUUGACAGAAAUUAUAACAACUGUGCUACACAACAGUAGUGACAAAGAUUACAACCUUAAUGAGCUUUUACAACAGCAUGUAGCCACUGAACAGCGAUCCCCUCAGACACGUUCCCGUAAGAGACUGGAAACGUUAGUUGCCAUGAGCAAGUCUCCUGAUCUUCCAUCAUCAAGAAGACAAAGCUUACAAAUCAAAAGAGAUCUGGCCAGACUUAGUCAGACUUCAUAUUUCAAGAGGAAUAUAGGGUUUGAGAGAGAUGGGUCCUUAAAAACGGGUAAAGCUGCACAGGUAACAUACUCUCUUGUUGAACAGUCAGAUUGUAGAAAGUUGGGCAGAAUUCCCAAGGCAGGGGACUCAAAGCCUGUAAAAGAUACCUUAGAAAAUUUGACCACAUAUGCACAAACUAAGGAGACACCAAAUAAACAAAAGAGGCAAGAAACUCAACCCCAACUUGUAAGUCUUGAAGAAACAAUGCCUCUUGAUGAUAGGGCACAAUUGCAAACAACUAUUAGUGACCGGAAGGUAAAAGCAAAAGCUCACAAAGAGAAAAAUCUGACUAUUCAAGUUGGAAGAGCCAGACGAAAUAUUGUACCACCUCAGCGUUUCUCUUCCUAUGUAACUGAGCCACGAAAAAUGUAUUUUGCAGCCUGUUUUUCAGAAAGUAUAUUCACCAAGCAUUCCCUUAAGGACAUUAGCUCAACAGCACUUGGCUCUACAGAAGAAAUUGCUUGGCCAAAUGAUAUAUGUGACAAACACCCUUUUCAAACUGAGGAUAAACGAGAAGACUGUGAUGUGCCACAGAACGUAACUUCAUCAAAAAAUCUGAUUUCAUCCAAAAAAGAGCAACCGUGUGAGCACAAGGAUAAUGGAAGGAAUCCUGAUAAAGAGAGUGCAAGAAAAAGAAAACCAUGCCAGAAUUCUACUUCACCAUCAAAAAGAUCUAAACGCCAUAUGACCAACAGUCUAAACACUGACUCACAAAGUCCUACUGAAACUAUUAACUUUACUACAACUGAGAGUGGACAAGAAGAUAAAACAAGCCUGUCUGGACUGAAAUAUGAAAGUCCAAUAAAGCUCAUGUUUGUUUCCUCUGUGACGGGUGAAGAUGGUGUAAAAUAUACUCUCAAAGCAGCUGCUUCAGGCUCAAAUUCCGACGGAGAGAUGUUUGAUCCAUGCGUGGAUUCCUCAUGGUCAGGCAGUGCCAUCGAUGAACAUUUCCAGGAUACAGUCCUUGAAUCAGUUUCAGGGAGAACUGUUGAACAUGGUGGAAACAAGUACACUUCAACAAAAGUGGUUUCAUGUGAUGCAGUAUUGCCCAGUUGUUCAAACAAUGAAGAUGAAAUCCAAGAAACACUACCAAUUGUACAUGAAACAUCUCCAGUAAAAAGGCGUCCUGGGCGCCCCAAAAAAAUAGGACCACAUAUUGUGAAGUCUGUGAAACGUCCCAUCGGCAGACCUCCAAAACCCAAAAUAACGGACUUCUGUCCUUCAACUGGUACAACCGGUUCCAGUGCAGUAAAUCACAGGACAACAGAAAUGUCUUGUAAGGAUAAUAGAAAUAAAAAUCUAAAAAUCACCAUAGCGAAUGGAAGAUCAAGAAGGGCAAAAAGAGUUGUUUCUGAAGAUUUGAGCAAUAUCCCAGAACAUCAACAUGUUUUUGAACUAUUAAAUGGUGGCACACACAGUGAAAUAUGUUCUAGAAAGAAUAGUAGUAACGAUGAACUGCUUAAAGAUCACCAUUUUGUUAUGCCUAUUGAAGAAAGGAAAUUUGUCUCUUCAGGCAGCAACAUCAAAUGUCAAAGACAGAGUGACAUAGCAGUGUCAAGAAAACCAGGAAGACCUCCCAAAGUCAAAAUUUCUGGGAUCUCUGUCACUGUCACCACAGGGUCACCAAGGCAAAGAAAGAUACAUAUAAAAAGGGACACAAAUGAUUCACAUCUGCGCAGAAAGACUCUUAUUGAAUUUCAACCUUCCAAAGACCAGAAGACAAUCUGCAUUCCUACUGAUAUUCACAAGGAUGUAGUGGAUGCACCAAAAGAACAUAGUCAGAAUACCAGAGGGCAGUUCAUACCAGUGAGGCAUUCUGUUAGAGAACGCAAACCCUCCAUUCAUUUGCUCCACUCUGUUGCUACUGCCAGAUCCUGUGCAUUGGUUCGCAGGUCACGAAAACUACUGCUGAAUAAGGUUAGCUGUGAAUCCAGCCAGAACACAAAGAACAACCAAGAGCAAGGAGAGCUCCCAAAAAAUGCACUUUCCACGAGGACCAAGAAUGUCAGUUGCAUACAAGAUGUUCGUUUUUCUACCAUUUCGAUGGACUCAAUUUUUUCAUCAAAUGAGGGCUUCAGGUGGUGGCCCACCUUAGCAUCACCUGAAACUUUAAAUGAAGAGUUAGCUAGGAGGAUCAAGCUAAUGUCCAACACUUGGGUAUCAGAUGUUGAGUAUCAGGCUAACAAGUCAGGGGAGAUUAAAUCAGAUCUUAAACCAAAAACUUGUGAGAAGCUCAGAGGUUCUGCUAAGAAGUCUGCUUCUGCCAUCAAAAUGCUUUUUGAGGGAAACUGUAAUAUGGAGAAACUCUGUACUUGGUUUAUGCAAUCCACAGAGACUCAGUCCCUUGCUAUUGUAAAGAAGACCACGGAAAAAAAUCCUAAGGAUGUCUUUCACUACAACCUCAGCAGACCCAAUUGCAAAGGCAAUGUUUGCCCAAGUCCACAAGCAGAGAGACUCAGGAAACAUGUCAAGAAAUUUGCUAAAGUUGUCCCAAAGAGUCCGUCAAUGCACAAACAAGCACAAGAAAUGCUGUCCAAAUCAACAAGAUUACAAGCCAAGAGAAAGCUUUUUAAUACAUCAUCGUUUAAACAGAGGCAUGAUGUUAGACAUAGAAUGUCUAGGUCUAGAAGCACAUGGGUUGUCUAUAGAACAGCUCUGCUUAGAGCGAGGCUAAAGUUUAAAACCAAGCCUAGGACAACAUUAGGUGGUGAUAUGGCACACAAAGUGUUUGGUGAUCAAAUGAGGACAAGGACUUCAGGUGCUGAGACUCCAGAAUUAUGGAAAGAAAUGCCUAACUUGGUAGGAAAGACAUCCAGACCGGUCACGAAAGUUCAAAAUGCAUUAAAUAUUCUUGUCAAAACUCGCACUUAAAACGUGUCUCUGUGACCUGUGCACUCACAAAUCUCUAUGCUCGUGCUAGAUAUUAACUAUUUUCGCUCCUGAAUUAAACAUGGUCAAACGAUAAGCACUUUUAAAAAGUAGAACAUAUUUGUUCAGGUCCUUUACUUGAUUUUUUUUUUUAUUGUUGUAUUUAAACUAUGUAUAAACUGGUUAUUGUACAUCGUUUUACUAGGCCCACUUUAUCUCUUUUAUGUUUGUAUUUUGUUAUUUUCUGUGAAAGCAUUGUUUUACAAGGGCCACUUUAUCUCUUAUGUUUGUAUUUUGUUAUUUUCUGUGAAAGCACAUAUGCAUCUCUCUGUAUAUUACAUUGUAAACCGUUUUAAAAGGCUAAAUAAUGCUUAAACUAAUCGGACCUCCACGACUGAUGAAAGUGUGUAAAAUAUAAUUAGCUGGGAGAGAAGUGAACCUGGAACUCAAUGCUGGAAAGAGUCAAAGAUGGAUCUUUAAUUUCUUUCCAGUUUAAUCGUAUUUGGCAAUGGUAAUGAAAUGUAGCCUAUAUUAGAAAUGGUUAGGAAUUGGGUGCUUGGAUGAUUUGUACAUAUAAUCUCUGUCCUGGUUGGUCUCGGAGCAGUUUAUCUAAAAACAGCAUAUUAUCUUCUAUGGCUCUAAAGACUUCAUAUAAAAGAUCAGUGUUAUGUCACAAUAUGUCAGAUACCUCAACUGAAUUUAAAAUCACUGUAUAAUAAAUAAAUUAUAAAGAAAUUACAGAUCCAUCUUUUAAAUCUGAUUGGUUGAUAAUUUUUGACAACGUUUAAUUCUGGUGUGAAAAGAGUUAUCUAGUGCAUGAGCAUAGAGAGAUUUUUGAGUGCAAAGAUCACGUUUUAAGUGGGUGCAUUCUCUGGGCGAAAGCAUCGUUAAUCUGAGCAAAUGUACAGUUUUGUGCGAGAGCAAAGGAAAUUCGUCUGUGAGUGAAGAGAUGUGCUUUCACGCUAGACAAAUGCACUCUUUACAUUUGUCAUUAAAAUAUCACUAUAUAGACAUACUCUAUGCAAGUUCGCAAGUGCUAAUUCAUUCUAGCAACAGAAGCUCUGUUUUGAGCAUAAAUAGUGUUAGAACAUGCCUCUACACUAGAAAUAUCUGAUCCAGAGCCAGACACCGGAUCCUUUCAGAAAAUAUGUUUUGUCUGGUAACAGAACUAGUCACCAAAAUUGUCUAAAACCCAAAAUCUGUUAAUUAGUCCUGUCUGGUACUCAAAACUGUAUUAAGUCUUCUAUCAGCCAAGAAGUUGACCAAGUAAAGCCAGCAAAGUGCAGAAUCAUAGAUGAAGUUGUGAUGAUAUUAAAGGAGCAGAGUUUAUUGAAUAGUCUUAGUUGCAUACGUUUCAAUGCUCCGAUUUUGUCUGAAAAAUACAAAUCCAACAAGGGUUAUUACACCACAAGCAAUAGCAAUGAAAAAUUAUGGCUUUAUAUCAUCCCAUCAAGGCAUAGUUGAAUUUAACUCUCUCUGAAAGUAGUACUGAGGUUUGUUCCUGCCAGACCAGUGCAAUAGCCCAUGUCAAAUAAAUUCAACCUGACUAUUGUUGUUGACUUAGCACUCCUAUCUGCAUACUGGCAUGAAGUAUGUUUCUGGCUUCGGUAAAGAAUGCUUUGAUAUUAGAUUGAAAAGUUAGAUUUUUUGCAGUGUUUACUUUGUAUUGAUUCUGGUAGUGUGGUACCAGAAUGGUCUGCUUUCAAAAGUAUAUUUAUUGUUUUUUAAUCAUUUGUGCUUUUCAGGGUCAUUGAAAUAACUUGGGACCAGUUUUUGGACAAGACAUGUUCUUGAACUCUAUCAUAAGGUGCCUUUCGACAGUGGUCUGGCUGAGUAUCACAAGCAUUAUGACACGCAACCUCUGCAAGCAUCAUGUAGCAAAAAAAAACAAAACUUUAAGACACUUGUUGCACUAUUUAAACUUCUUUUGUUUUUAUGUUUGUAAAAUGUUUUAUUUACCUUUUAAAAUCUGCUUUGAAUUUUAUUUUUGAUGCAGACCAUGAGAUCUAGUUACAUGAAGGAGAAUCAAAGGUUACAAGAGCAUUAUGCAGUUUGUUUUGCCCAAAUCUCAUAAGAGUUGAACAUCAAGGCAAACUUUUAUAUUUCAUUCAAGGUCAUUUCACUUUUUUUUUUUUUUCUUUUUUUUUUAACACUUCAGAAUCUUAGAAGUUGUAAGAGAUCUUUAAAAUGGGAUUUUUGUGAAUAUUUCAGUUUUUAAACAUUGCUGAUCUUUUUUAAGUUAGGAGUAUAUUUAAGUCUUUUCUUAUGUGCCGUUAAUGUCUCAGACAAAAAUUACCCACUUAAAAUAAUUACAAUGCAUUGUGGAAUUUUGAAAAUGAUGGUAGUGAAACCUCCUGUGAAUUUCACCUCUUUGCCAAGUUGUGGGAAAUCAUUUAAGCAUUAAUUUACAUCCAGGUUCAUGUUCUCAUUGCACUACUAAACUGCUACCCAUUCCGUUUUAUUCCUGACUUUAACCAUUAUUAUAAUGUACAGUGUAUUUUUGGUGCAAUGUCUCGCUCUCAAAAAGAUGUAAGAUUCUCUUUCCUUUCUUUUAAAUUAAAAGCUUUUAAGAUGAUCCAGAGGCAAAUGUUCCACAUUGUUUCUUAAAUACAAAAACUUGUGUUGUGCAAAUCUUAAUUUGUGAUCUAUUGCAGUAUGUGACAUCUACCUCCUGAAAUCUACUGGUAAAGCAUGGUAGAUUGGUCUAAACUGAUAAAUCUUUUGUUGUAACCAUGUCAUUCCUCUAGACCUCUACCAAAAACAUUGUUUAUACAGCCUGUAUGUUUAGUUAGUUAUUUAAAUUGCUGUGUUGUUUGUUCUAGUUUCCAUCUGCUGUUACCAAUCUGUGGCCCUGCCCCUAAGAUUAUAGAAGUUUAAAAGCGUUGAUGUCCGCUUAGUCCAUUUAGGUUCCUUGUAGCAAAACUGGCUUGCAUCAGUGCACUACAAGUCCACCUUAGAUGUAUUUAGAUGCAUAAAACUAGUUGUCACCUAGAUUAUUCUAUUAGAUUUUAACCAUUGUCUUGAUACUUGUUAGCUAGAGAUGUUUGUUCCGAAACUGCUGAAGUUAUUUCCAUCAUAUACAUACUAUGUGCCACUAUAAAGAGGCUUCCAUCAACUGCUUUAGGGCCUCGUUAACCAUUCAACCUGCUGGAGUAAUCCAAAAACUGUCAAAAGUACAGUCAAAAAUGGUGCAUUCUUUAUACCUAUGCCAACUAUAUGCUGGAGUUAAAGCUUAAGAAAAUUGUCAGAAGACCUUCUGUAUAUAUCAUAUUUUCAGAUCUGUAGUUUUGGCACUGUAAACUUGUUACCUGGUGCUAUAUGUUGUACAUGAACAUGCAAAUUAUGUACACAUUGUAUUUUCUCUGUUUUUAUAUUUCAAAGAAUUCGUCUCAAUCGUUAGAACAAUAAAAGCUCUUGCAAACUGA
Molecule: messenger RNA, 8262 nt
Organism: Carassius gibelio (silver crucian carp)
Lineage: Eukaryota; Metazoa; Chordata; Actinopteri; Cypriniformes; Cyprinidae
Gene: lcorl
Product: ligand dependent nuclear receptor corepressor-like
Exons: 7
Coding region: 92-4840 (1582 amino acids)
Biological process (GO): regulation of transcription by RNA polymerase II
Cellular component (GO): nucleus
Molecular function (GO): DNA binding
Source: RefSeq, a predicted model, not a curated record